GCUCCCUUUAUGUCGUAAGCUGAGAAAAACGCCCCUCUAUGCUGUCUGCUACGGGUUGUGGAAGGAUCAUUCUUCAUUUAGGUGGUUUCGGUUUCGUACCUAAUGCUGUAGAGAUUAUAAAUACGUGUACCAUCAAUGUGCUUCAGUAACCCAUUCACACGGGAUCUGUCAUCGUCAGGAAUAUCGGUCGCAUCAACUUGCGUGACUUCAAUCUGAAGUGCUUUGAGCAGCUGUGAUGUAAUCAGCAGGUGUUCAUAAUGGUGGACACCUUUAUUCACGGAUAAGAUUUGUUUUCAAUCUCUAACUCAAUAUGACAAACGUAUAUGGAUAACAAGCCAUGGCCACAUCAGAUACAGAUAUUCCCACCAUAACUGUGGACCCAGUGCUAGGUAAUGAUCCUAGCAAUAAUGCCAACGAUAAAGACGACGGUCCAGACGAGGUGGUUAUCCAGAAAGACAAUCAGCAGAGUAAAGAUACACUCAAUACCGACACUGACUACCACGAUACGGCCAAUGGUACCAGACCACAUCUAAGAGGAAGAAAAAGUGUGUUUGGGAGCUCUGAGAAAAUUCAAAUCAAAGAACAGGAUUUGGUGUUGGCUGUCACACUGGUAAAAGAUGCCACCCAGGGCAGGAAUUUCACCUUCAAAAAACAACCUCAAUAUGUUCAGUCAUACAACCUGUACCACAAGGUUUACCUGCGUUGGCUGCUCUACUUGUUUAUUCUGCUCGAUCUGUCAUUGGCCAUGGUGGAGAAACCUGCACGACCGGGAUGGGAAAUCCCCUACUGGGCGUCCAUUAUUAUGGAGAUUGUGUGUCUCGUCUACUUCCUGUUCCGAUUCUGCCAUGCAGCAUACUUUACCGAGCCUGAAAUUUUCUGGAGGGACACCAAAAACAUCCUCAUCAUUGUCAGCAUCAUAUUAACAUUCCUGGACAUCAUAUGCUACAUUAUAUGGGUGAACGUGGCUCCGAACUCAAACCCUGUCAGGUGGUCUCGUCCACUUCGUCCACUGUUUAUCAUCAAUUUCUCCGACGGGAAACAGGUACGCAGGGCUUUCCGGAACAUCCGCCGGACUGUUCCCGAGAUAAUGAAUGUUCUAAUUUUGUUCCUUUUGAGUGUGCUCCUCUUUGCUUUACUAGCACUCAAGCUUUUUAGCAAAAGACAAGGUAUGAAGUACCCUUACGGACAGCUGUACUUUAAAAAUUACCUGGACAGUAUCUGGGAUCUGUACGUAUUGGUAACCACAGCAAACAACCCCGACGUCAUGAUGCCGGCCUAUGAUGAGAACAAGUGGUUUGCCUUGUUCUUUAUUGGCUAUAUCAUCAUCUGUCUCUACAUCUUCAUGAGCAUUGUACUGGCUGCCAUUUACAACAACUAUCGCAAAAACCUCAAGAAUGAGAUCAAGGCUGCAGUGUAUGGGAAGCGAAAGAAACUGGCCGAAGCGUUUAACAUCCUCAAGUUGAAGCGGGAAUCUGGCUAUGUCAUAAACCACAAUACUUGGUGUCAGCUAAUGAGGCGCGUCGUCCCUGACAAAAGUCAACGCCACAUCGACCUCCUGAUGAGGGUACUAGAUGUGGAUGCCAAUCACACCAUAUCUAAGGUAGAGUUUCUGAGUCUAGCUGAUUUAUUGGAGCUGCGACUGUCAGAGGUCCGUGACCGACUCACUUUCCUGGAACAGAGGAUUCCCUUUAUAUAUAACUCCAAGAUCAGCAACUUUGUCAAGAAGGUUGUCAGGCACAAAUUUUUUCGUUUCUUUUUCGACUUUUUGAUUUUUUUGAAUGCCUGGUUUAUCGGGUUUGAUGUGGACAGUGCUGAUUGGUUUUUCCUGUCCCUCUUCAUGUUGGAGAUCACCUUCAAACUCUAUGUAUUUGGGCCCCGUGAGUUCUUCACAAGAUUUUGGAACAUCUUUGAUUUCCUUGUCAUUUUUUCUGCGGCCAUAGCCUCUAUCAUAGAAGCUGCAGAAGGAGCUUCCAGUGAUGAACUGCGGACUCUGGAUCCCCUACUGGUGUUGAGGGUAGUGCGUCUCAUUAAGAUAUUUGGUAGUAUCCAGAGGUUCAAGGUUAUUUUGAUGACCAUUGUAAACAUUGGACCGUCCAUUCUAACAUAUGGAGGAGUCAUCUUUGUGUUUUACUAUAUAUUUGCUAUAAUCGGUAUGGAGGUGUUCCAUGGCCUGAUCCGUUUCUACCCGUACAACUCCGACAGACAACCUAGUGAACUGUACUGUGGUAAUGUCCUACUAAACAACACAGCCUUCUACAGGAACCACUACUGUAAUAACAACUUCAACGACAUCCUCAGGGCACUUGUUGUCCUGUUUGAGCUGACAGUUGUCAAUCAGUGGCAUGUGAUUACCUCUGGGUUUGUGAUCGUUACCAACAAGGCGGCCAGGAUUUACUUCUUCGUGUUCCACCUCUGUUGUGUUGUUAUAGUCCUCAAUAUUUUCAUAGCAUUUAUCCUUGAAGCAUUUAUACUGGAAUACUCGCUCCAGAAGGCUGGCAAGAUGGAGACUUUUGUGGAGAAAAAGAUCAAGGAACUGGGGCUGGGUGUUGGACAGGUGGUGAAGCCCCAUGAGAAGUUAAAGGGAGAUGCUAUGGAACUGGUGUCACACGAGGAGGAGCCAGACCGCGCACAUCCCCCUCCUGGCUCUGCCAACCAUGAUCAGGGCGAUGAGUCAGAUGGCUCAGAUAUUGACAGUAUUCCUGACUUGUCUGCUGAGGAGGGACUUCGCUUCCAUUUAAGGAAGAAGAGUAGGAAGAAAGUGGAAGUUCUGCUACAGCAGAUGUUUGAGGGAGAGAUCGACCCAGAGGACCUGGGAUCAGAUUUAGAAGAGGAGAGGCCAAGAACCUUGACAUUGGACGCAGUCACAUGAUCUGUACUGGACCUCAUGUUUACUAGAUCACAUGACUCAGUCACAUGAUCUGUACUGGACCUCAUGUUUACUAGAUCACAUGACCUUAGUUUUCUGUCUAUUAUGUGUGAAUGGAACAAAAAGCCAGUGAAAGUGUUACCACUGGCGUGUGAUAGCUGUUUACUUGUUUAUUUGAAACUUGAAUUAUUCUUGUCCACCAUAGACUAUGACAGUCUGCAAAUUAUUUAUAAAAUUUGUAUUUUCCUAAGAAAUUAUAGCAGGCUAUUUUAGGGAAGUGCAAAAAUUUGAUGAUUAAGCAACUAGGUUUGAAGUGUUAAAAUAAGAAGAAUUGCCGACCAUAAAUAUCUCUGAAAAUAAAGUUGCUAACCUUUUGCCCCUAUACAUAGAAUGCUCCGACCUGAAACAUCCCAAAUCAAUGUGCCCAUGUUUAAAUAUACACAACAGGCUGUGCAAAUUUGAUAUCAGAACACAAGAGGUACAUCUACUAAAAUAAUGCAUCUUGAAACUGAUUUGCUACAAUAAGAAAAUCUGCAGUAAAGAACCACUGACAUAAGAAUCCUGUUUGACAAUUCCUUAAUUCCUUAAUUCAAAAGAAUAAAAAUAAACCCAUGCCUUUUUACCUUAAAAGCCUAAAUGUUAUGCUUGCUAAAAUAAUUUGCUAAAUGUUACUUUGAAUGCACAAUGUUACAUAAAUUUAAUUCAUGUCGAACUUGACAUAUUAAUAUAUGCAUUACAGUGUAAAAAAACUAGUCAGUGAUUUUAAAUCUUUGAUUUCAUUUUUAAUAAGUACAUGUAUAUUUCUUUGUUAUUUGUAUGUAGUUGUUGAUUUGUCUCAUUUUACAGGAAUAUUAAGUAAAUGUUAUUGUGGAUAUGUUUCUGUCUGAAGGAAUAGUUUGGCAUUUGCUUAAGUUACUUUUGUGUCUUCAUCAAAUUAUCUACAUCUAAGUGUGUCUUUGUAGCUUGUGUCUUAGUCUCUGUUUUAAGAAAGCUUGAGGAUGCACGGGCGAAGGUAAAACAGUUUCCAAUGUUGUUACUUUCCUUAUAAAAAGGAUAUUUAUUAAUCUAUUUGACUCAAAGCAGACAUUACAAUUUUCUGAGCAUAAAGCAUAAGUUUAUUUCCAUUUCAGAGAAAUAUUACCCAGAUACAGUUGUCUCCCUUACGUUACUGUUGUAGUCAAUUACGUUUUUUGUAAUGUACAGAACUUGAAGCUGAUAGCAAUAUUUUAGUAAUUUUUUUAAGAGGUCUGUAAUGUAAAGAAAAAAUAAUAAUAAUCUAAUGUUUCAGGCUUUUGCUCAGUACAUUGCAACAGAAUUGAAAAGUAAUAAAGCAGUCUUGAAAAAGUUAUAUGGGAGAAGGGCAGAUAAUCUACGUUCGUGAUGAAAACUUACAAGAUAAAACUUUUUUUUGAGUCUUUUUUUUAUAUCAAAUAAUGGAGAUGGAAACUUGUGUUUUUAUUUUGUUCUGAUAAUUUUUGUGGAAGCAAUUUCCUACCCACGUCGUCAUGGCUACUUUUGUUUAAUAAAUAUUUCCUACUUUCUCUUUAUGCAGGGUAUUCAUUUCUAUUUUUGCAACAUUAUCAAGUAUCAUUUCAACAUUAUCAAGUAUCAUUUCGUUUUGGAAUGGUGUGUAAGUUGCACAUGAACAAAUUAGCAAUUUAUAAUUUUAGCUGUAAAUUUUGAUUUUGAAUUGGGAAUUUCCCCGAUGACUAAUACCUUUCAGAACAUUUUUUUUGUACUGUUGUACACUAGGUCUAGUGUAUAAAAGUGGUCACUCAAUGUGGGAUUUAUAUCUCCAUACAUUGGUAACAUCAGGAUGCACAGGCUGUUUGAUUGUGUUUAGAACAAGGAGAUUUUGUCAGCAUUGUAUCCGUAUGUCAUUUCAACAACAUCAAGUUUAGAUUUCAUAUAUUCUGGCAAAAUAACUAAAUCAAUUGUCUGAAAUUAAUUUUUAUAAAUGUCUACAUCUUAUAAUUACCUACUGAUCAAUUAGAAAGCUGACUUGCCUCUAAAGAGUUCAGCCUGUCUUUUUACAGAAAACGUUCUGCUAUUUUCAUAGCAAGCCAUGAUUUAUUAAAGCUCGGAACUGGACUAUAGAUAAAUAUACUGUAGAUGAGUAAGCAUUUGGUCAAGUAAUGUGUCAGGUCCAAGGUUUAUGUGUUGGUAUUCUUCGAAACUGCUUCAUUUUCUAGGCUAAACGUUUAACAUUGUGUGUUUGUCUCACAUUAGCAUGUUCGUGGUUUCAGUCGAAAGUGAGUUUUUGAAGGGUGCUGUGUAAAAGUGCCAGCUACUAAUUCAGACUUAUAUAAUAAUUUGUGCAAUAAUUGAUGCAAAACGUGCUAUACAAUGAGAUGUGUAGAUAUUGGCUGUUUAACAAUAAAAUGACUGAGCUUGUCUGACUCAUCCUCU
Messenger RNA from Mizuhopecten yessoensis (Yesso scallop), 5275 nucleotides. RefSeq names its product two pore calcium channel protein 1-like. The record is from RefSeq and is a predicted model, not a curated record. NCBI's taxonomy places the organism in Eukaryota, Metazoa, Mollusca, Bivalvia, Pectinida, Pectinidae. Gene Ontology annotation, cellular component: membrane. Gene Ontology annotation, molecular function: monoatomic ion channel activity; calcium ion binding. Gene Ontology annotation, biological process: transmembrane transport; monoatomic ion transport. The transcript has 19 exons. Bases 338 to 2869 code for a protein of 843 amino acids.